Maudiozyma barnettii is the source of this 981-nucleotide messenger RNA. It is a transcript of the gene AGE2, whose product is annotated as GTPase-activating protein AGE2. Bases 1 to 981 code for a protein of 326 amino acids. Gene Ontology annotation, molecular function: GTPase activator activity. The record is from RefSeq and is a predicted model, not a curated record. The transcript has a single exon. Gene Ontology annotation, cellular component: Golgi apparatus. Gene Ontology annotation, biological process: intra-Golgi vesicle-mediated transport; endoplasmic reticulum to Golgi vesicle-mediated transport; endocytosis. NCBI's taxonomy places the organism in Eukaryota, Fungi, Ascomycota, Saccharomycetes, Saccharomycetales, Saccharomycetaceae.
AUGACUACAGCAAUUCCUGUUAAGAAAGCCAUUGGUGCAUUAUUACGUGAUCCUGGGAAUUCCAUAUGUGCCGAUUGUAAGAGUCAAUCACACCCACGGUGGGCGUCAUGGUCGUUGGGUGUAUUCAUUUGUAUCCGCUGUGCUGGUGUUCAUAGAUCUUUGGGGACUCAUGUUUCAAAAGUUAAAUCUGUUGAUUUAGAUACGUGGAAAGAAGAACAUUUAAGGAUGUUAAUUCGAAUGCAAAAUAAUGAUAUUGCUAAUUUAUAUUAUGAAUGUCGAUUAAGUGAUGAAAUUAAAAGUAAUUUAAAACAAUCUUUAUUAGAUACGAAUAAAUUACAAACUUUUAUUAGAGCGAAAUAUGAAGCUAAAAAAUGGAUUGGUGACAGUAUUCCGAAUAAGAAAGAUUUAUCAUUAAUGAAAGAAAAUCUAUUAGAUAAUAAUAAUAAUAAUAAUAAUAAUAAUAAUGGUGGUAGCAAUAGUAGUAGUGUAUCAUCUUUAAAUGUUGCACCAAUUUCUAAUGAUUUAUUAAAUGAUAGUAUGAAUAAAUUGAAUAUCAGUAAUAGUAGUAAAAAUAAUAGUUUAGUUAAUUUAGAAAAAUUAUCCUCAUCAAUAUCCAAUGGAUCGACAUCGAAUAAUAAUACUAGUAAUACAGCAAGUUCAAAUACAACCACGACAACAAAUACUAAUACUAAUAUUAAUGCGAAUAGUAAAUUGAAUCAAAGACCAGAUCUUAAGAAAUCGAUAUUAUCCCUUUAUUCAAAAUCAAACACUAAUGUAAGAAAUCCAGCAAAUAUUGCAAGUAAUAAUAAUAAUAAUAAUACAUCAUUAUCAGGGAUAUCAUCAUUAGCGUCAUCUACUACAAAAUUAAAUAAUAAUAAUAGUAGUAGUACAUGGUCAUCUACUAUUAAUAAUAACAAUAAUAAUAGUAAUUCUGCAUUAUCAUUAGAUGACAAUGAAUUAUUUAAAAAUGUAUGGUCAUAA